Molecule: messenger RNA, 2002 nt
Organism: Oncorhynchus mykiss (rainbow trout)
Lineage: Eukaryota; Metazoa; Chordata; Actinopteri; Salmoniformes; Salmonidae
Product: G protein-coupled receptor 83-like
Biological process (GO): neuropeptide signaling pathway
Cellular component (GO): plasma membrane
Molecular function (GO): neuropeptide Y receptor activity
Source: RefSeq, a predicted model, not a curated record
GAACAAACAAGCAUUGAGCCGCCAAUAUCUGACACAAACACACACACACUGCGCGCGCCUGCAGCACCGGUUUAAAAGUGCUGCCAACACAUCGCGCGCAAUUACAUCUCCUCCAGUAUCUGCACAGAGAAAGCAAUGUCCCCCUCUCCUCGCGCCGCUACUGAUGCGCUCGAGGAAGUCCGGUGAUUGGAAGUCCCAAUUGGAAGUCCCAAUCACCCGCAGACAUGCGAGGUGCGUGUCUAUGGCUGUCCCUCACCUAUUUGGCCGCCAGCCCCGACGGGUUGGGGGCACGGGAAUACAGCAACUCAACCGUUAUCGGCGGGGUUCUAUUUGUGGACGCAGAAGGGCUGUUGAACCUCUCAGACCCGUACACGUCCAACCUGACAAAUGUCUUCUCGCUGGACCUGGACGAGGGCACGCUCGCGGACUGGCACUCCAUGGCGGGUAAAAAGCGCUACGGGGGAGAGUCCCAGAACGCGACCGUGAAAUCCCUACUGGUCGUGGCUUACUCUUUCAUCAUUGUCAUCUCGCUGUUCGGAAACACGCUGGUGUGCCAUGUGGUGAUCAAGAACAAGCGGAUGCACUCCGCCACGAGCCUGUUCAUCAUUAACCUUGCGGUGGCAGACAUUCUCAUCACGCUGCUCAACAUGCCCUUUACUUUGGUUCGCUUUGUGAACAGCAGCUGGGGUUUCGGGAAGGGUAUGUGCCACAUCAGCCGGUUCGUCCAGUACUGCUCCCUGCACGUAUCCACACUCACUCUCACGGCAAUCGCGCUGGACAGACGUCAGGUCAUUCUCCACCCUCUGAGGCCCCGCAUGUCCCCGACUCGCGGGGUUGUGUGUGUGAUUCUCAUCUGGGUCAUGGCCAGCUGCUUCUCCUUGCCUCAUGCUAUCUACCAGAAGCUCCUAACCUUUGUGUACAGUAAGGAGAAGGUGCGCAGCCUUUGCGUCCCCGACUUCCCCGAGCCCUCUGACGUCUACUGGCAGUGCAUCGACCUCCUCACCUUCAUCCUCCUCUACGUCCUACCCCUCCUCAUCAUCACGGCCGCCUACUCAACCGUGGCUCGCCGCCUGUGGCGCCGUAAUGCUAUUGGGGACACCACCACUGCGCAGUUCGCUGUGCAGCGGCGGAAGCGGCGGCGCACCCUGGCUAUGUUGUUGGCGGUUGUUGGGGUGUUCGCGGUAUGCUGGUUCCCUCUGAACUGCUAUGUGGUGCUUCUCUCCAGCCAGGCCAUUCAGUCAUCCAAUGCCUUGUAUUUCUGUUUUCAUUGGCUGGCGAUGAGCUCGACGUGUUACAAUCCCUUCAUCUACUGUUGUCUGAACCCCGCCUUCCGCCAGGAGCUAAGGCAGCUAUUGGGCAUGUGCCAGAGGAGGGGGCGUGGAGGGGUGGGGCCGGUGCUGGUGGCUCCGCCCUCCUGCGCACCCUGCCACAGAGCCGCCUGGCCGGAGAGCCGCACUGGUUCUCGGCCGAGUCACGCCUCUUCACACCCGAGCCACGCCUCUUCUCGACCAAGCCACUCCUCGUCCUCUCACCAGCCCCCUAAAGACAGGCAUGUCCUUUUCUCCGCUAGACAUGCCAGUAAAACAGACAUCCUAUCAGUGGAGCCUAUAGUAGCUGUCAGUUAACUUCAACUACCAGAAUGCAUUUUGGUUGGGAUUGAGUGAAUGAUUGAGUUUAUUUGACAAUUAAAGACGUGUAAAGUUGCUGCAUUAGGUGGUGAGUCCUGUUGAAGGACUACGUUGUUAGCCAAAGACAGUGGGGGCUCUUGAACAGGAAAUGUGAGAUCUUUCAACUUUCAUGACAGCGCCACUUUCAGGAAGAAAUGUCUCACAUGGAUAGGAGUAGGGGUUGGAGAGGUCUAGCAACAAAUGCAACACCCAAACCAGCAACUACUCUGUCAGCACAUACUGUAUACACUGAGUGUACAAAGCAUUUAAGGACACCUUCCUAAAAUUGAGUUUACCUUCCGAACAGCCUCAGUUCGUUGGGGCAUGGACUCUAC